CGUGUUCUGUCGAUCUGGGCAAGCGGGUCGGGGUACUACUACUCCGGUGAAUUACGUACCUUACGAACACGGGCACCGGUUUCGACAUGGCCCGUAAUAAGUCCCGUGGGGAGGAGCGCGGAAUUCGGCUUCCAACGGCUCUCUAUGGCGGAAAGCGAGGUGCCCAUCGCCAGGCGUAGUAUACGUGACUGGAACCCGCAAGGUGCAUUGCACCGUUGAGACUGCCUGGGAAAAUGCUCCUUGCCUCAGGAAACUCACGUACCUUAGUUUGUCAAGUGCGAGCACUGGCGUGUCACAUUCCUGCACAGUUCUUUUUGCAACUUGGCCAGUGAUGAUCAAGAUGACGACUAAACCGAUAUCAAAGCCAAAGCUGGAUGAGGUCUAUGGCUUCGCCAUACAGCUCGGUAAGGACGCUGGCAAGCUCCUCCUCGACGCUGCCCAGGCCAGAAUCGGCGGCAAUGACUCGAGCGGACAAGAUUUCUGCGAGAAGGACAGCGCGGUCGACAUCGUGACCAAGACGGACGAGGCCGUUGAAACGUUCAUUAGAAGACGCAUUACUCAAACACACCCAACCCAUGCAUUUGUCGGUGAAGAGAGCUACUCCAAGGGCUCGUCCCGCGCCUACCUCAUCGACGAUGCCACGCCGACCUGGUGCGUAGACCCGCUGGACGGAACGGUCAACUACACGCAUCUCUUCCCCAUGUUCUGCGUCUCCAUCGCCUUCGUCGUCGGCGGCAAGCCCGUCAUCGGCGUGAUCUGCGGCCCCUUCCUCAACCAGCUCUCCACCGCCUGCCGCGGCCGUGGCGCAUGGCUGAACGAGACCCUGCCGCUGCCGCUGGCCCGGAACCCAAUACCGCCGAUGCCCCCGAACGCGCCGAGCCGCUGCAUAUUCUCGUGCGAGUGGGGCAAGGACAGGAAAGACACGCCCGGCGGGAAUCUGCACCGGAAGGUGGACAGCUUCUUGAACAUGGCUGCUGAGAUAGGGGGUCGGGGAGGAAAAGGGAGCAUGGUCCACGGUGUGCGGAGCCUAGGCAGCGCAACCAUGGACCUUGCCUACACGGCGAUGGGAGCCUUCGAUAUCUGGGAGGGAGGGUGCUGGGAAUGGGACGUCGCAGCCGGCAUCGCCAUCCUCCAAGAAGCGGGCGGCUUGAUCACGACAGCAAACCCUCCCGAGGAUCCCCCCAGCGCACGAAUCGAGGAUGCGAAACUGGGGAGUCGCCUAUACCUGGCCGUCUGGUGA
This is a messenger RNA of Chaetomium strumarium, 1240 nucleotides long. Its product is annotated as inositol monophosphatase. NCBI's taxonomy places the organism in Eukaryota, Fungi, Ascomycota, Sordariomycetes, Sordariales, Chaetomiaceae. Gene Ontology annotation, molecular function: inositol monophosphate 1-phosphatase activity. The record is from RefSeq and is a predicted model, not a curated record. Gene Ontology annotation, biological process: signal transduction; inositol metabolic process; phosphatidylinositol phosphate biosynthetic process. The coding region runs from base 332 to 1240 and encodes 302 amino acids. The transcript is spliced from 5 exons.